GUGAGAUGGGCGCUUACUGGGUCCUACUCGCUAAGUUCACUUCGUGAUCAUGAGUCGAAAGUCGAAGUGGAGAAGGUUAGAUUACUAGUGCUGUGGUCCCCAGUGUUUUUAAUCCGUCUACUUUGAUUCGGGGCAGUCAUCGCUUGCUCCGUAUUCUGUAUUGACACUAAGCCGCGGGUAAGCAAUAGGACCGCUUUCCCCAACUUCCACCGGCAUACACUCGUUUUUCCUUUCUCCGCUUUUCCAUUUUAUCAAUAUCUCGAUUUUUUGCUAUCACCACCAAAUUCGGAUUGGUUACGCACAGAUUCCAUUUCUAGUUGGACUAAGCGAUCUAGUGUCGUUUGACAGCACGAACUAGCUCAUAUUCCUUGUGUUCCCAUUGCCCUGUGUGGUGGGGUGAAUUGAGGUUCAAUUUCUGCAAAGUCCUCUGCCGGCAAAUGAUACAUCUCGAUUGCAACAUCUGACGAUGGACAUGUGUCCAGAACAAUCUAGUGCACUGCUAUUUAGACGAUCAUGAGCAGCGACAUGCGCCAAGCCUCCGGGAGCAGCAAAGCCAAACGACGAUUGAUUGACGCCGACGACGAUAAUAGACCGAAUAAUGCUGCAGAUGAGCAUGCCUCUAAUCCCAAGAGACAGCGGGUGUCGCGCGCCUGCGACAGCUGUCGUUCGAAAAAGGAUAAAUGCGAUGGGGUCCAACCAGUGUGUUCAACCUGCGCUUCGCUAUCCAGGCCCUGCACUUACAAGGCCAAUCCCAAAAAGAGGGGCUUACCAACCGGGUAUAUUCGCACACUCGAAUUGCUAUGGGGUCUUGUGUUCUGCAAAAUAAAGGGUAGUGAGGAUGUGGUUCGUGCGUUGUUGAAGGCAGCUAAUAUGCCAAGUCAUUUAUCUACUAUGGGCAAAGAGGCUGAGGGAUCCGACACACUUCUCUUCUCGUGGAAAAAUAGUGCUGUGCUUAGAGAUGUUGAGCGGAUGUUGACCAUGUUAGAGCAGCCGGAGGACGAGCAAGAUAAAGAGCUACGAGCACCUGGAGAUAGUGAUUCUCCUCAGGAUGCUGAAGGUAGUAGUGUGCUCUCUUCCGAUACCCUCGAGUGGUAUAUGCCUGAAGGGCUAGGAGAUGGAAGGGAGAGUUCGUUGACCGCAGGGCCAUCCCCCGUCAAAACACCUACAAUUGGAUCAAUCGCCAAAAGCAAUCUGACACGCAAUACCCGAGACUCCGGCACUCAAACACCCUUCCCGAAUGACGCGGUAGAAGAUCCAAGAAUAUUAGCCACUCAUCCACCAUCGCUGCCUCACCCCAUCCUCCAUUCCUCUGGGAGUACUUCAAAAUACCCACCUCGCCUCCCCUCUAAUGCUUGGGCAUUGAUUGACAUAUACUUUACAUAUACACAGUGUUGGUUUCCAAUACUCGAAAAACAUGAUAUCCUUCGGACUGCAUUUCGUCACUCUGAGGGUGACACCCCCGUUUCGGCUACGUCUGCUGGCUCUGGCAAUCAUGCGGCACUAUGGGCAGUUUUAGCCCUUGCAUCUAUUCAAGAGGCUUCGAUUACCGCGACCCGUCAACUGCCGCAAGCUUCUAGCGACCGGCCAAAUCCUAGACAGCUGUACACAACAGCCAAAAGUCUAAUUCCUGGAGAAGAAGGUGCCUAUGAUAUUGGUCAUGUCCAAGCAUUGCUGAUCUUGUCACUUAUCAAACUUGGUCAACAAGAGUGGGCAGCUGCAUGGGUGCUUGUAGGACAGGCCGUUCGCAUUUCACAGUGUCUGAGGCUGGAUCGCCCUCCCAGCACCCAAUCUAUUAAUGGAGAUGGGGUAAAGAGCUCUGGGCGAGCAAAGCAUGUGUUUUUAGGCUGCUUUGUACUUGAGACUAUGGUUGCGAUGCAAACUGACCAAAUCCCGUCAUUGCGCAAGAGUGAUCUGAUGAAGAUUGGCCCAAUUAAUGAGGAUGGUCUGGAAGAAUGGCAUCCUUGGGAAGAUCAAACUGGCCUUCGUCCGGUGGAGUCAUCACGAGGCAAUUUCCAUCGCGGACCGCUCCACGCAUUGAGUACUUUUAACCGACUUAUCUCAUUGAUAUGCAUUUUGAACGAUUUGUGCUGUUUCAAGCAAUCUAUGACUAGCUCUGCCUCUCAGUUGGAGGUGUUGGAACGCCAACUACAAAUUUGGAUCUCGGCUCUUCCCAAGAGUUAUCGUGUUGAUGUGCAAGCGAACUCAGCGAAGCCAGCUUCACCUCACAUCUUUGCACUCGAGAUGAUGUAUGAAGGUGUCGUUGCUACUCUGAGUUUGCAAUUCGCAAUCCAGAAAAGCGACGCCAACGUACAAGAGGCGAUACACAAGGGGCGCGCGACAGAAAGCUCAAAAAGACUACUAUUAUUACUUCAAACGUAUAUGGAGACUUACAGUCUCUCUGCAACUUUCCCUACCUUUGGUACGGUCCUCUCGCUUAGCGCGCCCCAGGAGAUCGAAACACAUAAUUCAUCUCUAUUGUUUGAUCUUGAUUCUGGCCUAAAGCAGAAAUUACGAUCAUUUGUCUCCCAUCUCGCGACUGUGUGGCAUGUUCAAGAGAAGAACAUGUCAGAUGUACGUUUAACAACAAUGACACCAAGUGUGUCCUCAAUAUCCGCAACCCAGCGACCACGAAGCCUGACAAAUCCAACCUCGGUCGAUCAGAAUUCUUUCCACCUUUCCGAAAUACCAAUCCCGGGAAAUGUAACAAGGAGAGCUGGGGCAAUAGACAGUACGCACCUAGACAUUGGUGCAGCUGAUGCACUUCUUUCGAACUCUUGGAUGCGACCGGCAUCAAAUGCUGAGGAUAAUGCAGCAUUGUCUUUACCAACCCCUGCCUCAUCGGUGAAUAUUAACCGGGGAGUAACAGAAACGUUACAGCAAGCCUCUCAACCGAGGGAGCCUACUUCUCAUAGGCAACACGCCUCAAUAUCUUCAUCCACAAGGCCGAUAAACGGAGCGGCUUCGUUACCGGACUUGAAUUCAUUUCAGCCUUUACAAUAUCAAACUCCAUACAGUGAACAGAAUAAUAACAUUGGCUCCUUUCUUGACAUUGACAGUUACGGGUCUCUCCACCGACCGCGGAUUGCUCCUGAUCUCGAUGCAUUGUUUGAUGAAUUAGCAUCGUUGGAUGGUACCGAAAAGUGAGUAGCCCUGAUACUCGUUAUACAUAUAAAUCGCUGACAUGUGGACUGCAGCGCGGAUAAUCAGCCAGAGUUCAUGCAAAAUUUAGGAUUUGUUCCAGACGCGGGAAUCCCGGAACUAUACUCAUAUUCGAGUCAAGUAGAGCCUUUUCUUCUGGCCCAGACACAGCAAAUACCAAUGCCCGACCCUCCGGGGGCUGCUACCACAGGAGUCUCAACUGGUAAUUGAGCCACAAACUUGAUGGUGGGUAAUACCAAGUGAACCUCAGGGUAAGCUCAGAAGGCCUUGAGACCUUGAGUAUUCUGGCUUGCUCAUUUGUUAGACAUGCCCCGCUGGUGGCAUUUGAUUCAAAGCACCAUCUCAUGGGCUGGUCCUUGUAGUGCGAUAGCUACCCAGCAAAGGGCUAUGAAGAGUUUAUGCAUAGCUUUUUUACCUUAGUUCUAAUUCUUCGAUUGUAUAUAUUAAGGCGUAUAUAAUUUUUCAUUGGUGCAUAGUGACA
Aspergillus pseudotamarii is the source of this 3640-nucleotide messenger RNA. RefSeq names its product putative C6 transcription factor QutA. The transcript has a single exon. Lineage: Eukaryota; Fungi; Ascomycota; Eurotiomycetes; Eurotiales; Aspergillaceae. Gene Ontology annotation, molecular function: DNA binding; DNA-binding transcription factor activity, RNA polymerase II-specific; zinc ion binding. The record is from RefSeq and is a predicted model, not a curated record. Bases 514 to 3144 code for a protein of 876 amino acids. Gene Ontology annotation, biological process: DNA-templated transcription; positive regulation of transcription by RNA polymerase II.